AUGGCUUCUGCGGGCUCUUUUCCGACCCUAGAGUCUCUGCAUUUCCCAUCGGCCCAGACGUCCAUAUCGCAGACGCUCUCUUCGCUCCGACGAUCGGCCUUGUCCGUCUCGAACCGGCUGCAAUCUAUUGAGACGGAUGCCGUGUUUGUGCGGGAGGUCGCAGAGCAUUAUGAUCUGCCCCUCGUUGCGAAUGAACGCUGUGGUAGUUGGUAUAUCGAUCCGGAAGUUAAGGUGGGCAGUGCCUAUUUUAAGAGUACGGAUGGUCAUACUGGACAAUGGGAUUUUAGCUUUCGUAGACUCAAUCUACAGCUUCUUCCUUUGGCGAAUGAGUAUGGAGGAUGUGUAAUCGUCGACUCAACCCGCCGAGGUAAACUCAUGCCAGAUGCCUUAUCCAAAACCAUCCCCAUCUGGUGCGCAGUCCUCAACCGGGCCUUAUUCCCGACACAAACAGCAUACCACGCUGUCGAGCUCCCACCAAAUUACCUCGGGGAAUCGGAAGAGUCGCAGAUCGCCAGCCGGAUUGAUGGGUUCGUCCAUUCGCUCCAGAGUCUCAAGCUCGAUCUCGAGCAUUUGCGGCAACAGCUGGGGAAACCUAUGCGCGUAGCCUGGGCUAAUCGCUCAUACUUCCAUCCAACGGACCUCCACAAGAGCCCGGAGUAUCACCUGCUGGUGCUGUGCUCAGCAUCAAAGCGCGUCCAUGGCGCAGAGAUGUCGGAGGGCGGAUACAUCCAGGGUGCUGGUGAUGACAGUGAGGCAUGGGCGCACGGGCUGACGCCGCCUGUUUUCUGGACGAACCGGCUUGUUCUCAAGCGGACGCCUGAGGAGGACUUGCCCGGUGUGAUUGCGGAUUUGGUGGGUGAGUAUACGCGCGAGAAUAUUGACCACAAGGCAUCUGUCAUCGCACCGACUCGCAAUUUGUUCAUCAGCCAGACUGAUGCGCGUGUGGAUGUCGGCGCGCAGUAUGACCUCGUCAUCGACUGUAAUGGUGAUCCUGCCGCGGUGGAAGAUAAUCCAAAGCGUCUCAAUCUGGGUUGUGCAUCGGCGAAGUUAGGUAGUCGGGACCUGCGGAAGUCGCUGGACAAAGUGCGAGACUUUGUCGGCGCACAACUGGGCUCGGAUGCGUCGCGGUCGUUGCUGGUAACCUGCGAUACGGGCAAGGAUCUCUCAGCUGGUGCAUUGCUGGCGAUCAUCUGCCUGUUUUACACUGAAGAUGGAACCUUCGAUGCUUCGCAGAACAAGCGCUCAAUCAGCAAGCAGUUUAUCCGACAGCGUCUGGCGUGGAUCGUCUCCUCUAAACAUGACGUGAAUCCGUCCCGCUCGACGCUUCAAUCAGUCAACGCUUUUCUGAUGCAGCCGCCGGAUUAUUGA
Messenger RNA from Penicillium daleae, 1368 nucleotides. Its product is annotated as initiator tRNA phosphoribosyl transferase family protein. The coding region runs from base 1 to 1368 and encodes 455 amino acids. The record is from RefSeq and is a predicted model, not a curated record. NCBI's taxonomy places the organism in Eukaryota, Fungi, Ascomycota, Eurotiomycetes, Eurotiales, Aspergillaceae. Gene Ontology annotation, molecular function: tRNA adenosine(64)-2'-O-ribosylphosphate transferase activity. The transcript is spliced from 5 exons. Gene Ontology annotation, cellular component: cytoplasm. Gene Ontology annotation, biological process: charged-tRNA amino acid modification.